Messenger RNA from Penicillium taxi, 339 nucleotides. RefSeq lists its product as uncharacterized. The coding region runs from base 1 to 339 and encodes 112 amino acids. The record is from RefSeq and is a predicted model, not a curated record. Lineage: Eukaryota; Fungi; Ascomycota; Eurotiomycetes; Eurotiales; Aspergillaceae. The transcript has 2 exons.
AUGGCAACUUCCAGUCUUAAACCAGUAGCCGCCUUCCAGUCUAAGAAGGCUACAAAGUAUCUCAGCGGUUUUAAGGCCGAUCUUGAGGCAUUGCUUCAUCAGGCUAUGAAAUACACAUCAUACCGCAAAACUUCAGUCUUUGCACUGCAUUGGUCCAACGAUGAUAUGGGCUAUGGGUUCGAGACCACCGCCUUUGAAAUCCCACACCUCGCGCAAUCACCGGAGUAUGAACUCCUAACGAAACUUAUGGACUGGUCCAAGAAGAACGGUGGAGAGAACACACUCCGCAUAAUCAUCUACUCCGGACUUGCCGAUGAUGCUGAACAAGUGCUGGGUUAA